Molecule: messenger RNA, 1602 nt
Organism: Brassica napus (rape)
Lineage: Eukaryota; Viridiplantae; Streptophyta; Magnoliopsida; Brassicales; Brassicaceae
Product: probable germin-like protein subfamily 2 member 5
Exons: 2
Coding region: 600-1253 (217 amino acids)
Biological process (GO): plasmodesmata-mediated intercellular transport; regulation of root development
Cellular component (GO): cell wall; plasmodesma
Molecular function (GO): manganese ion binding
Source: RefSeq, a predicted model, not a curated record
AAAUUGGUAAUCAUGUAACGCCGCUUACCUAGGAUGUUCAAGACAUUCUUUAAGAUUAGUACUCAUUGUUCGAAAAUGCCAAAAUGAGUUUCUCAACUGUUGUUUGCUUUGCUUCUCUGUUUUCUCAGUGGUAGAAAAUUUAGUCAGGUUUGGACUUCAUUUGCAUCUUAUGGUCUAUGUGAAGGUAUGAUCAUGAGCUGUCUUUGGACAAAGAAAAAGCUUGUGCUAGUGUAUUCGUGUACUAAUAUCAGAACUCAGUGUGAUGUAAAAGCAAGGUUCAAUGUCAAUGUAUGUUAAUUGCCAGGAAGAUAAAGUUAUUUUAGAUGUCUAACAGAAGUUUAGUUUAGAAGUCUCUGUUCUCCAAUAAACAACCCUUCUGUUAAUCACAACCUCCCUAAAUAUUAACUAAACAAUUAACCAAAUCUUGUCUAAAUUAAGGCCUAACCACACCUUCACAGUUAGCCUAAAAAUAAACCUCUAAAGCCUCUCAAUAUUUUUAUAAGAACAUCCAUUUUUAAAGCUUCUCCAUUCAUUGAUUCAUUCUUUAAUUAUAAAUCCAUCAAGAACAAACUCUUUUCAGAAGAUAAACAAUAACAACAAUGGCGUCUACAGCGACCCAUCUUGUUGUUGUUUUCACCAUGUUGGUCUCAGCCAUGGCCGCAGCAGAAUCCAACAUGCUUCAAGAUUUUUGUGUUGCUGAUUUGUCCAAUGCGGUCAGGGUCAACGGAUACACAUGCAAGGACUCAACACAAGUAACACCUGAAGACUUUUACUUCCAAGGCUUAGCCACAGCCAAAGCAGCUGCAAACUCUUCCACUGGAGCCAUUGUAACCAGCGCCACAGUAGAGAAGUUACCAGGACUCAACACUCUCGGCCUCUCCAUGUCCCGCAUAGACUACGCACCAAACGGUCUAAACCCACCGCAUGUGCACCCACGUGCCUCCGAGGUUAUCUUUGUUCUAGAAGGUCAGCUCUACGUGGGGUUCGUAACAACCGCAGGGAAACUAGUAGCUAAAUACAUUAACAAAGGAGAAGUGUUCGUUUUCCCCAAAGGACUUCUCCAUUUCCAGAAGAACAUUGCUGGAUCAGCUCCAGCUUCUGUACUAGCAGCUUUUGAUAGCCAGUUGCCUGGAACACAGUCGCUCGUGGCGUCUCUCUUUGGAGCUCUUCCUGACAACAUUCUCGUUGAGACAUUCAAGAUCAAACCCAAACAGGUUAAGACGAUCAAGUCAAGAUACCAACCAAAGAAAUGAGAAGAAGAGAGAAUAAACAUAAUCUCUGUCUCCCUUUUUUGAGCUCUAAUUGUAAAACAUUAAGCAAAGAAGAUAAAAGAUAAAGUUUGGAACAUUUUAAUCGAUGAAAAGAGUUUGUUCUUGUUGUUGUUUCUCUCCGUGUGGUUUCAUUCUUUCACUUAGCAGCAGACAGUGGCUGGUGUUGCCUUCCAUCUGGAAUUGAGAAUAAGACAAUGGGCUUCGAAGGUUUGACAAAAGGAACAUCACAUCUGUAGUACCCUUUCCUCUCUAGCUGAAUCACAUCUCCACACUUCAGACUCCUCAUAUUAGAAUCACCGAGUGCUAAUGUUUCCUUCUUCGUGUAAGGAUU